AUGUCUCAGGAAACUUUUGAAUUUCAAGCUGAGAUCACUCAGUUGAUGAGUUUGAUCAUCAACACUGUGUACUCCAACAAAGAAAUCUUUUUGAGAGAAUUGAUCUCGAAUGCUUCCGAUGCUUUGGACAAAAUUAGAUACCAUGCUUUGUCUGAACCCAAGCAGCUAGAAAGUGAGCCUGAGUUGUUCGUCAGAAUCACGCCUAGACCAGAAGAAAAGGUGCUAGAAAUCAGAGAUUCCGGUAUUGGUAUGACUAAAGCUGACUUGAUCAACAACUUGGGUACGAUCGCUAAGUCUGGUACCAAAGCCUUCAUGGAAGCCCUUUCCGCUGGUGCCGAUGUGUCGAUGAUCGGUCAAUUCGGUGUUGGUUUCUACUCGCUAUUUUUGGUUGCCGACAAAGUUCAAGUCAUUUCCAAGCACAACGACGACGAGCAAUACAUCUGGGAAUCCAAUGCUGGUGGCUCCUUUACCGUUACUCUAGACGAACAAAAUGAAAGACUCGGAAGAGGUUCCGUCUUGAGACUUUUCUUGAAGGAAGACCAACUUGAGUACUUGGAGGAAAAGAGAAUCAAGGAAGUUGUCAAGAGACACUCCGAGUUCGUUGCCUACCCAAUCCAAUUGUUGGUCACCAAGGAGGUUGAAAAGGACGUCCCUGUUGCCGAGGAAGAAAAGAAAGAAGAAGAGGCCGACGCCGACGACAAGAAGCCAAAGCUUGAAGAAGUCGAUGAAGAAGAAGACUCCGAAAAGAAGGAGGAGACUAAAAAGAUCAAGGAAAACGUCCAAGAGCUUGAAGAACUAAACAAAACCAAGCCUUUGUGGACUAGAAACCCAUCUGACGUUUCUCAGGAAGAGUACAAUGCUUUCUACAAGUCCAUCUCUAACGACUGGGAAGACCCAUUGGCCGUCAAGCACUUCUCUGUUGAAGGUCAACUAGAAUUCAGAGCAAUCUUGUUCGUCCCUAAGAGAGCUCCUUUCGACGUGUUCGAGUCUAAGAAGAAGAAGAACAACAUCAAGUUGUACGUGCGCCGUGUUUUCAUCACAGACGAAGCUGAAGAAUUGAUCCCAGAAUGGUUGAGCUUCGUUAAGGGUGUGGUCGACUCUGAGGACUUGCCAUUGAACUUGUCCAGAGAAAUGUUGCAACAAAACAAGAUCAUGAAGGUUAUCAGAAAGAACAUCGUUAAGAAAUUGAUCGAAACUUUCAACGAAAUUGCUGAAGACUCUGAACAAUUCGACAAGUUCUACUCCGCUUUCGCCAAGAACUUGAAGCUUGGUAUCCACGAAGACACCCAAAACAGAACCGCUUUGGCUAAGCUAUUGCGUUACAACUCUACCAAGUCUGUUGACGAACUAACCUCUCUAACCGACUACAUCACCAGAAUGCCAGAACACCAAAAGAACAUCUACUUCAUCACUGGUGAAUCCAUGAAGGCUGUUGAAAAGUCCCCAUUCUUGGAUGCUUUGAAGGCCAAGAACUUCGAAGUUUUGUUUUUGGUCGACCCAAUUGACGAAUACGCUUUCACUCAAUUGAAGGAAUUCGAAGGUAAGCAAUUGGUUGACAUUACCAAGGACUUCGAGUUGGAAGAAACCGAAGAAGAAAAGGCCCAAAGAGAAGAAGAAGCCAAGCAAUACGAACAGUUGGCCACCGCCCUAAAGGAAGUCUUGGGUGAACAGGUUGAAAAGGUUGUUGUUUCCCACAAGUUGAUCGAUGCCCCAGCAGCCAUUAGAACCGGUCAAUUCGGCUGGUCCGCUAACAUGGAAAGAAUUAUGAAGGCUCAAGCUUUGAGAGAUUCCUCCAUGUCUUCUUACAUGUCUUCCAAGAAGAUCUUCGAAAUUUCUCCAAAAUCGCCAAUCAUCAAGGAAUUGAAGAAGAGAGUCGAAGAAAAUGGUGCCCAGGACAAGACUGUCAAGGACUUGACCACCCUAUUGUACGAAACUGCCCUAUUGACCUCUGGUUUCACCUUGGAAGAGCCAGCUUCUUUUGCCACCAGAAUCAACAGGUUGAUUUCUUUGGGUUUGAAUAUCGAUGAGGAUGAAGAAGAGGAAGCUGCUCCAGAAGCCGCUACCGAGGCUCCAGUCGAAGAAGUCACCGCUGAAACUGAAAUGGAGGAAGUUGAUUAA
Messenger RNA from Lachancea dasiensis, 2118 nucleotides. NCBI's taxonomy places the organism in Eukaryota, Fungi, Ascomycota, Saccharomycetes, Saccharomycetales, Saccharomycetaceae. The record is from the annotation of a GenBank genome assembly.